This is a messenger RNA of Penicillium subrubescens, 1581 nucleotides long. Its product is annotated as sugar porter family MFS transporter. Gene Ontology annotation, molecular function: carbohydrate:proton symporter activity. The record is from RefSeq and is a predicted model, not a curated record. Gene Ontology annotation, biological process: transmembrane transport; carbohydrate transport. The transcript has 3 exons. Gene Ontology annotation, cellular component: membrane. The coding region runs from base 1 to 1581 and encodes 526 amino acids. NCBI's taxonomy places the organism in Eukaryota, Fungi, Ascomycota, Eurotiomycetes, Eurotiales, Aspergillaceae.
AUGGGCUUUCUGAUUCAGAAGCCAGAAGGCACGCCAGGAUCGGCAUGGCCGGCCAUUGCCAUUGGCCUCUUCGUAGCCUUUGGAGGUGUCCUGUUUGGGUAUGAUACCGGAACCAUCAGUGGCAUUCUCGCCAUGCCCUACUGGCAGGAUACCUUCUCCACUGGCUAUCGUGACAGUACGGGCCAUCUCAACGUCUCUUCGUCGCAAUCUGCCUCCAUCGUCUCUAUCCUCUCUGCUGGCACGUUCUUCGGCGCACUGGGUGCCGCCCCAAUUGCCGACCGCAUUGGCCGUCGUUGGAGCUUAAUCGCUUCCACUCAUGUCUUUAUUCUGGGUGUAAUUCUUCAAACGGCCGCGACUGCGAUUCCAAUGUUUCUCGCUGGGCGGUUCUUUGCUGGAUUGGGCGUGGGGUUAGUUUCUGCCUUGAUCCCCUUGUAUCAGUCGGAGACUGCUCCCUCCUGGAUCCGUGGUUCCAUCGUUGGCUCCUACCAGCUAUCUAUUACUAUCGGUCUUUUACUGGCCUCGAUCGUCAACAACUCCACCCAGAACCGCAAAGACACCGGUAGCUACCGUAUUCCUAUUGCUAUCCAGUUCGCCUGGGCCAUCAUACUUAUCACUGGCAUGCUCGUGCUGCCUGACACUCCGCGCUAUCUUAUACGCAAGGGUGAUCGCGCCGCCGCGGCGCAGGCUCUCGGCCGCCUCCGCCGCCUACCAGCUGACGACUUGGCAGUGCAGGACGAGCUGGCUGAGAUCCAGGCCAACCAUGAGUAUGAGCUGACCUUGGGCAAGUCGACAUACCUCGAAUGCUUUAAGGGCAACCUACUUAAGCGGCUGGCAACAGGCUGCGGCCUCCAGGCCCUACAGCAGCUAACCGGUAUCAACUUUAUCUUCUACUACGGCACCCAGUUCUUCAAGAACUCAGGCUUCCACAACUCCUUCGUCAUCAGCCUAAUAACCAACUGUGUCAAUGUUGGCUCAACAUUUCCUGGUCUCUGGGCCGUCGAGAAAUGGGGCCGUCGGCCAGUCCUUUUAUGGGGUGCCAUCGGUAUGUGCGUGUCGCAGUUCAUUGUCGCCAUACUUGGCACCACAACCACAGGCCAGGAUACAGCCGGCAACAUCGUUGUCCAUAACGAGCCCGCUCAAAAGGCCGCGAUUGCCUUUAUCUGUUUCUAUAUCUUCUUCUUCGCUGCCAGUUGGGGGCCUUGUGCAUGGGUUGUCACUGGCGAAAUCUUCCCCCUUAAGGUCCGCGCCAAGUCUCUUUCCAUGACCACCGCAACCAACUGGCUUCUUAAUUGGGCGAUUGCAUACUCUACCCCCUACCUGGUUGACUACGGCCCAGGUAACGCCAACCUGCAGUCCAAAAUCUUCUUUGUCUGGGGCGCCUGUUGCUUCCUUUGUAUAUCGUUCGUCUACUUCUUCAUCUACGAGACUAAAGGGCUCUCCCUCGAGCAGGUCGAUGAGCUCUAUGCCGAGGUCAGCAGUGCUAGGCAUUCCACCUCCUGGACCCCGACCAUUACCUUCCUUGCUAUCCAGGAAGGCAAGGCUACUGCUGCGCAUGAGGAGAAGGCUGCCGAAGCUGCUUAA